Molecule: messenger RNA, 466 nt
Organism: Paramecium sonneborni
Lineage: Eukaryota; Ciliophora; Oligohymenophorea; Peniculida; Parameciidae
Source: the annotation of a GenBank genome assembly
CAAUUUAAAAAAAUGUCUUACCUUCUACCUCAUUUAAAUAGUGGUUGGGCAGUUGAUUAAGCAAUUUUAGAUGAAGAAGAGAAACUAGUAAUCAUCCGUUUCGGACAUGAUUGGUAAGAAUAUUAAAUUUUAAUAUAGGGAUCCUUAAUGUAUGUAAAUGGAUGAAAUCCUCUACAAAUCCGCUGAAAAAAUAAAAAAGUUUGCAGUUGUCUAUUUAGUCGAUAUAACAAAAGUUCCUGAUUUUAAUACAAUGUAUGAGCUAUAUGACCCAGUUACAGUUAUGUUUUUUUAUAGAAACAAACAUAUGAUGAUUGAUUUGGGAACAGGUAAUAAUAAUAAAAUAAAUUGGGCUAUGAAUGAUAAAUAAGAGUUUAUUGAUAUUGUUGAAAUAAUUUACAGAGGGGCCAGAAAAGGAAAAGGUUUAGUUGUUGCUCCUAAAGAUUAUUCAACUAAAUACAAAUAUUGA